Molecule: messenger RNA, 6895 nt
Organism: Diorhabda sublineata
Lineage: Eukaryota; Metazoa; Arthropoda; Insecta; Coleoptera; Chrysomelidae
Gene: Maf1
Product: repressor of RNA polymerase III transcription MAF1 homolog
Exons: 4
Coding region: 549-1235 (228 amino acids)
Biological process (GO): negative regulation of transcription by RNA polymerase III
Cellular component (GO): nucleus
Molecular function (GO): RNA polymerase III core binding
Source: RefSeq, a predicted model, not a curated record
AAUGACAGCAAAUGUCAAUCUGAGUUUGAAGUUGUUUGUAUUCCUUUGUGUUCAAGCGAAGAUUCUGUUGAUAUAUUCCCGUUAUAUUCACUCCAAAUUAGUGUUUGUAGGAAAAUAUUUUAGAAAUUUGUGUAUUACUUUAAAUUGUGAAAAUGGUUAAUGACUUUGAGUUCUCUGAACAGUAGCUAUACGUGAAAAAUUGUAUUUGUUAUUUAUACAGUGAAUAAUAGUGGACUCGUCCUAUUUUUGAUUAUAGAAAUUUGUUUGUGUUCCACCGAUUAGAACUAAAACUUUAAAACUACUUGAAAAGUGGUUAAUAUUUUGUUCAAAAAGUUUGUAAUGUGCCCAGAUUAUUUGUUGAGCAAACGAUCAGUGAGGCGUACAUUUAUACCGACGGUUAGUCUCCUUCACUCCAAAAGAAAAGGAAUAUUCAUACACCCUACAGCAAUGUUUAAGAACUUUUUUAAUAAUAGUGCCUGCAUACCGUUAAGACAAUAAAUUUUGAAAGGUUACAAGUGAAUUUUUUCAUAUCUAAUCCAUUCUACAAUAUGAAGCUUCUUGAAAGUACUAGAUUUGAAGCAAUCAACAAUGCUCUUUCCAUCCAAACAGGUGACAGCAAAAUCAUUGGUCGUAUAGAAAGCUAUUCCUGCAAAAUGGCAGGUACAGAUAAAGCCUUGUAUAAGAGAUUCAAUCCUGAAGGAGUAAACCCCAGUGAUCUUCAGGCUCUUUCUCCUCCCCAGGGGGUUUCCCCUGGAUUCUCUCAAUACAGUCGAAGCACUUCUGGAGAUGAAGAAGGUCCUUUGUGUGAUACUAUCAGUCGUAAAACAUUAUUUUAUUUGAUAGCCACACUUAAUGCUGCAUUUCCAGAUUAUGAUUUUAUGGAUGUCAAGAGUCAUGAAUUCAGCAAAGAACCGUCUAAACAAUGGGUGACAAAUGCCAUUGAUACAAAUUUAGCUGCAACUGCGGGAGAUCAUUACCGCCUCUUGGGACCAUCUAUGUGGUCUGCUAUUGAUGAUGAGAUCUCUUUAGAGAAUUGUGAUAUUUAUUCAUAUAAUCCUGAUCUUAUUUCUGAUCCAUUUGGGGAAGAUGGAUGUUUAUGGAGUUUUAAUUAUUUCUUCUACAAUAGGAAAUUGAAGCGAAUUGUGUUUUUCACUUGUAGAGCUAUCAACCCAAGAUAUACUAUAGAUUCUGGCUUCGGAAGUGAUUUCAUCAUGGAUGAAGAUGAAACGUAUUAGAAUUGAACAAUGAUUUUCGAAAUCAUUCAAUGAUUUGUUGAACAAGAGCCCCUUAGGAUGAACCAGCACAAUAUUUUUAAAACAUUGUGAGCAUUAUAAUUUAAUAAAAAUCUUUUGGUGAGAGCAAAAGUACAAAUUAUGUAUUAAAAUUUAUUGUUAAGUCGGUAGUUUUAGAGUACUAUCAAAAAUAAUAGGUUUUUUUAACAAUUAUACCUAAUUAAUGGAAUGUUAAUUACUUUUAAUCAUUUAAUGGAUAGAAUGACGAUGCAGAAUUUGAAAUUAAUGAAUUAUUAGUCAAAAUUUGUGUAUUCUGUUUGUGAAACUGUUAAAAUAUGACAAAUUUUCUUUGACAAUUUUUAAAAUAAUAAAAGUAACUUUAUAAAAUUCAAAAUAACUGGAUUUAAAAGAAAAAUACUACGAGAUUGAAUUUGGUUGCUGGCUCUGUUAGCAAUUCUUAUAAUAAAAUCAAAAUGCACUGGAAAUAAAUUCCAGAUUAUCCUAAAUGUGAUUAAAAAUAUUAAUAGAGUGAGCGAAAAUCAAUUUUACCAUAUUUUACUCAAAAAAAUGGUCAAUUUCGUGUUUUUAUUUUGAUAUUAGAUUCAGUUACAGUAAUUCUAGACAAAUCCAUUAGCAAAAAAUUUCAAAUGAUUUCGGAAACUAGCAAUAUUUCUUUUAAAGGGUAUAUAGGAGAAAAUGAAUUGAUUAUUAACAAAAUCUUUAGUAAAAUUCAUUUGAUUCUGCUCACUUCUCACUUUUUAGACCUGAAUUAUAUUCAAAUACCAAAAAUAAAACUUAUCUAUAGUUAUUAUAUAAAUAAAUUUCACCAGUUUGCAAAAAACUUCCAUCAAAAACUAUUUGGUUUUUGAUUAAUUAAUUUGUGAUCCAGUUUGAUUCAUGUUUAGAGCUUACUAAAUUAUUUUAAGCCCUUUCAAUUAAACAUAACUUUUAAAUUUGGUUCAAUAACUACAUACAGUGCAAAACAGUAACGGAAUGGAUGAAGUAAUUAUUCCGUUUCAAUAAAUGAAGUCUUAGAUCUGUUAACAAUUAUGAUCUGUAGUUCAUUUCUAUUGAAGUGUAAUAGAAUAAGUUUAGUUCGGUCAAUUUAGACAUUCGAAGUUACAUAAAUUCCCACCAAGCUGAAAAUCAGUAAAAUUGUUAAAAAUAACAUUUGAAAGUUCCUCAUCAUUCCCCUGUAUGGAAAAAAUUUUAUUCAAGGUCCAAGGUCAAAAAAAUGAGUUUUUGGCGUUUUAUCAAAAAGGGGUUCGAGGAUUAUAUUUUUCGGUACUCGAAAAAUAUUUUAAUACAUUUAUUUUACACAAAAAUAUUACAAUUGUUAUGAAUGAAUAUCAGGAGCGAACUAACAAAAUUCAUUGAAUGAACUAUAUUCAUUAAAAAGUUAUUUACAAUAAUCUUAUUUAUAAUAAAAUAAGUGCUGACUAAUGUUUGCGAAAUUUAAUCCUAUUGCGUUUUAUGUUAAAGAAUGCUCUGGAAUUUUCUUCAUGUAACAGUGAGUAAUAUGAGUAUAUCUACAUCUUCACCAACAACAAUUGUGUUUAUCAAAUUUAAUAUCAAUAUCAAUAGUCAAUAUUUAUUUUUAAUUAUAUCUUAAACAUCACUGAUUUCCAGCUUGGUGGAAUUUAUGUAGAUUCAAUCUUAUUUUUCGUUCUAAUUUGACCGGACUAAUAGGAGUAGAAAACUUUCACAUGAUUGAUACUUACGUUAAAAUGAAGAACUAACCUUGGGUUUUAGUUUGUUGUAGCAUAUAUUGUGGAUCCUGUGAAUUUAUUUUUACCAGAAUGAGGAUUAAAAGAUUUUUGAAAAUGAAAAUAGUCAUACUGCAUCUAUUUCUUUUCGCUAUUCCACACUUUAUGUACAAAUUAUCAAAAAAACUGAACAUAUCAAAUUCAAUACAACUCAGACAAGCAAUUUUUAAUACCUGUGCAUCUGUGUUUUUUCCAAUUUAGUAAUUAUAGACAUUUAUAAGGGUUAAUCACGAAAUGUGUGCAAUGUGAGUCUGGAAUCUUUUAUCAUAAUCAAGAAAAUUUGUAUUUUUAACUGCUCCACUUAGGAACUUUAUUUUAUUAUAAGUACCGACUGACUGGUAACAGCUUUAAUUUUAUUUUAACAUUAUACAAGGUGUGGUAAAAAAUACGGUUUAUAAUAGUAUUUAAAAGUUUUGACCUUCUCAGUAUCAAUAUUGCCAAUUUAUAUUUUCGAGAGCCAUGGUUCUAAAUCUGGUGAUUAAAGUGGAAGCAGACUUUUAGUGACCAAAACCCCUCGGAUUAAAGCACGGCGCACACAGGCGAAACAUUAAGAAAAGUCGGACAAAACCUAUAAGUAAUCAAUUCAUAAAAAAUAGUAUAUGUAUAUAUAUAAUAAAGUUAUGACAAAAUGUUUGAAAAAUAAUAUAUUUUUUUUUUAUUUUAAAAAGUUUUUUGUGAAAAUAAAUACAAGAAAAUAACUUGUUUUUACACAUUUUUUUUUUUGGAAUAUAUAAGAUAAUUAAAAUAUAACCUUUCAAGAGAUGCUUUUCCCUGUGAUUUUUCCAUUAGGAGCUAAAUAUCUUAAUGAAAAAACCUUUAAAGUAAUGGAAAAAAAUUAUUGCAAAAAUUAUUCAAUUCCAAUAUCAAGAUUUUCUAAAAGGUUUAAAACUUCUUGUGAUAGUAAUCCUGUUUUUCUAGGAAGCAAUUUCCUCAGCCCAGUAAUAUAUGGAUCCGAGGAAACCACAAGCCUUUGGUAUGUGUCUUGCAUAGUUAGGGUUCUGGUAAACUUCCUAGAGAACUGCUGCCUGUAUUUUCGGAUAUCUUUGUUUCGGUUUUCUUGAGCAUCUUCACUCAAUAUGUAAGGUUGUAGGCAUUUGAUACCAUGGAUAGUUCAUCACAUAUAUUGCCACAGUUUUGAGACAAAUUUUUUUAAAAAUUUUCUGCAUUAAUGUAACCACAUGGUAGUAUAGUAUGCAAUCUUUUAAUUAGGCUUAGGCUUACUCCUGUUAUUUCGGCAACUACAUCUUCAUUUUGAAAAAAAGUGGAGCGGUCUCUCCAUCUGUAGAUGUACCUCCACCCUGCCUUGGUUUAUCAACGUGCAAUCCCAGCUUCUGCCAGAUUUCGUUUUGGAUACGUAGUUUUUCGGCAGCUACAGUCUCCUUAUCCUUUGGGGAUCUUACUUGCCAUUUACCUAUUCGCAUAAGAAUAUUGUAAAAAGUGCAUAUUCACUUAGAAAUGCAACUUUGAGCCAAGAUCUAACAUGAUCAUUCACUUUAUCUCCAUACAUAGACAACUAAUAAAAAAAUAAAUUAAAACACAAAUAAAAAAAACACAUUCUCACCUCCGGGAAGGCAAUCCAUUUUAUAUAUACAAUAAUUGAAAAUAGUUUUUAUAAAAUAGUCGGAAAAAAAAUAGGGCCGCGUUUAUAGAGAGAAGUCAUUGAAGAAUAGAAAAAAAAUGAGAGCAAUUUUAAUUAAUUGACUUUCAAUUUAGAGUUUAGUCCGACUUUUCUCGAUUUUUCGCCUGUGUUAUGAUGAAAAACAAAGUCGUUGACCAUUUUUUUUCCUACACCAUUUCGAAGACGUUCUAGUAUCUCCUCGUAAUAUAUUAACUACACUUUUUACACAUUUUUAUCUAUUUUUUAGGGUGAGGAUUAUUCUUAUUGCUCCUCGUCCUUUAUUCACUUUUUUGCACUACAAAGAUCAACUGUUUGCCUCAAUACAUUGGAGUAUGAGACAUACUGAAUUAUAUAUUUCUAUAUAUCUAUAUAUAUUUUUUUCAUGACACCUAGUAACUUUAACUUAUACAAGAUCUUAUAAUAUUGAGGUGUGUAUUAAAUUUAAGACUGAUGCUGUUAGACGUUCUAUUACGAUUUCAUCCAUAUUUAUUUAGCUUCAAUACACAUCUCUUCUUAAAAAGGAAUUUUGUGUUAUUAGAAACAUUACUGUGAGUUUGUUUCUGUAUAAAUUCCAUCAUGAGAUGUGGUACUUUUUAUUUACGAAGGAAGACUAUUACUUUACCGAUUAGUUUACAGAAAUGAGGAGUAAUAGAGCCAGUCUCAUUAUUAUAAGUACCUUUUUAUCAUUAUCUAUUAGAUAUAGUAAAUUAUGGAAUAAAAUUAUUUUUUAAGAUAAUUUUUCGAAAUUAUUGUUUAUCAUAUUUGUAAUAUAGUUUCAUCGAAAACUAUAAUAAUUUAUGUAAGGAAAAAAUACGAUCUGGUAUUUUUCGUGAGCUAUUUUGUUUUUGGGAUCAGUACUUAUAAAUACAAAUUAGCUGCAAAUUUAUUGAAGCCAAAAAAUAUUUUGAUAUGCCUUCAAUAUAUUUUUGAGGUUUGUCAAAUUUUUAAAAAAAUUCAAUAGUUCCUUACUCUUCACAUAUUCGGGGCUUAUGUAAAAUUAGUUUUCUAAUCACUUCAUUUAUCUGAUCACACAUUUGUUUCAGCGUUAAUAAAAGCACAUUUAGGCUUCCAGGUUGAAGCAGUAAGGCUCUUACCCUACCACAUAUAUCGUCCUUAAAUAGUUCAAGUCAGGAUUUAUUACAUGUUAAGCUACAGCUUUCCUUUUUAGGAGUAAUUUUAUAUUAUUAUAUCCAAUUUUGUCCUAAAUAUCAUGGAUUAGAACAAAUUCUUCACCUACAAAGGUUACAUUAUGGUACCACAUGUGGUUUCUACAACAUCCCCUCACUUUUAUUCAAAAUGAGAGAAUGAUAAAACGAAUCAUAACCUAAAAAAACCUAAACCUUUUUACCUCUAAAAACAUACUUAACUAUGCCAUCAAAAUUGAAAUAAUAUAAUUACCUUUUUUGUUCUUCACUGUGAUGGAAUGGUUGAAUAAAAUGUUCAAAAAUUUACAAUGAAAUCUUCUUCCAACUAUUACUCUAAAUAAACUUGAAGUCAAUUCGCCAUUCCGAACAAGUAACCGUACUACCAACUGUUAAAAACUAAUACAAGUACCAGCAAAGUCCUCAAAAAUAUAUUUACUUAUCGACUGUUGGUAAUACUGUGAGGGCAUGAUUAUUUUUCAUGGGACAAAUAUGGUAUUCACAUUAGACAAGUAUUUAAUGACUUAUGAUUCUAAAUUGAGAGAAAUUUUUAAAGUUUCUUUCUAUUUACAAUAGACUAGUCAUAGUUCAAAACUAUACAUACAUACUCACAAAUGCCCGUACAAUCCCAAAUUUUAUAGCUAUAAUGAUAUUCGUUUGAAAAAAACAACAUCUAGGACAGGAGUUUCAAGAUUUCAUGAGAAUUACCCACAUCAAUUCCACUCUGAUCGGUUGAGAAAAAAAUACUUUCCAAACAAUUUUAUUCCAUAAAUUGGAUUAGUUUAAAAAAAAUUAUGUCAACUGAUUCCUUAUGUAUUGGUCGAGUAUUAAUUAUUGGUUAGUUUAGUUAUCGAAGACUUAUUAACUGGUACAUGGGUGAUUUGAUCUCAUUCAUAACAUUACAAAUAGAUUUUACAUUUGACUAUACUUAACAACUUUCAGUUGUGAAAUAAAUUUGCAAUUUAUUAAUGGUGACUUCGAAGAAAACCAAAGUGAGGAAAUAAUAUUUUUUCAUAAGUCACCCUCCCAUGAAAGUUGUUAAAAGAUAGUUUAAUAAUAUUAACAAACCGAUAGUACAACGGUUGCAAUAUGUAGUUAAUAGUUUUAAGAUCUGGUGAAAAUAAAUAAUAAGAAACA